This is a messenger RNA of Hymenoscyphus albidus, 1888 nucleotides long. NCBI's taxonomy places the organism in Eukaryota, Fungi, Ascomycota, Leotiomycetes, Helotiales, Helotiaceae. The record is from the annotation of a GenBank genome assembly.
AUGUCAAUUGGUCUAUACUAAUUCUGUAUUUUAACAGUAAAUUUUCAAGAUGAGUCUCGCGAUAUCGCGUCAGAGUACAAAGGUGGUUUAGGUCGGUAUGCCAAUGUCGAGCAACUUGUAAUUACCCCUCUACACGAGAACGCGAAUGACUACCCAACUCCGCACAACAACAAUGCUCAUGACUACCCAGUCCGACCUCUGGUUCCGAAAGUUCAACAUCAACAUCCACCCUCACAAGACAAGAAUUCACUUCCUCCAAUCCAUCAGCACUCAAUGGGCACCUACCCAGAGGGCAGUAUGUUGGUCAAUCGUGAGCAUGAUCAAUCUAGACGUAACAGCCGACACCACUCGCACGCUGGUAGCGAUGUUUCUCUUUUGGGGGCCCCAUCGCUAUCCUACACAAAUACCACUGAGCAGACAGUCACUCCACCUCUAAACAGUGAGCCUAGAAGAUGUUUGGAGACGAAAGAUGAGGUUCUUUACAUGCAGGUUUUCGUUGAGGAAGUUGGUUUGUGGAUGGACAGUAUGGAUUCCAACAAGCACUUCUCCAGACUCUUGCCCUUUCAUGCGUUGUCGGAACCAAUGUUGCUCAAUGCAUAUCUUGCUUGUGGCGCUCGGCAGUUGAAUCUGGUCAAUCCAGUCUAUACAGAGGACAAGGCACUCUAUUACUACGACACCGCCACCACGCAAUUGCUACGUUCCCUCCAGAACCCUGACAGAGAUACAGCUGUAUGUGCUACUACUGCUGUUAUUCUCAAUGUCUACGAGAUCAUGUCUGAACGGGCGAUGGAACGUAUGAAUCACAUUGCUGGAGCUAGAGCAUUGAUCAAAGAGUGUGGCUGGAAUGCAAGAAGUACAGGCAUUGGAUCCGCAUGUUUCUGGCUAAAUGUUGGGAUGGAGCUUCUCAGCUGCCUUCACUUCAAUUGGAAGCUAGCAUGGGACCCAGACCAAUGGGGAGUAGAUUUGAAUUUCCAGAGAGGUAGUGAAUUUGGAAAGGAGGAGAUUUGGGUACAUCGAAUGGUAUACAUUGUGGGUAAGAUCGCAAACUUCAGAGCCUCAAUCCCGCGUUUCCAGGAGGCAUCGCCACGGGACGAACAAAACAGACUCCAUAGCCGUUACCAGGAGUGGCAAAUUCUGAAGAACCUGUGCGAUAGUUGGAACGACAACAUCCCGCGAACGAUGCAGCCAAUGGCCUAUUUGUCCGCUCCCAAAAGUAGCAUCAAGUCUGUAUUUCCGGAAAUCUGGUGAGCAAAAUCAUGAUAAAGAUUGAUGAAACAUGCUAAUCAAACUCAUCAGGUUGGUUAAACGUGCCACAAUCGUUGGUCGCUUGUUCUACCACACUGCAAUGUGUCUCUUGCCACAAAUACACCCUCUCAUCCCCAAGGAGAGCGAUGAGUUGCGCCCCAUGCAAAUGCAUCAUGCUCAUCAAAUUUGCGGUAUUGUUGCACAUGUUAAAGAUAGAGGUGUAGCCAGUGUUGCAUUGCGUUCUUUGGCAAUUGCCGCUGAUUGUCUUGUGAUUCGUCGGGAACAAGAAGAAGUUCUCGAGGUCUUUGAGAAGAUUCGCGCCGAAACAGGAUGGAAGGUGGGAUUUCUCCACAGGGAACUGAAGAGAAAAUGGGGUUGGCCAGAGGAACCGGUUCAACAACCGCCAAUGGUACCACAACUAAAUCACCUACCUCAUUUCUUCCCGAAUGCAACACUCGCACAAACAGCACACGCUAGUCUGCCUGCUGCACCCCCAGCUUCUCGACUAGUUCCAAGUGGCGGUCCGAACCCUUUGCUCAAAACCGCCGAUUUCUCACAUCCCAACCACCCAUACCAACAACAUUACCAGCCACCCAACACACCAAAUUCUCAGGCUCCGUUUUCUCACAAUAGUUACAUUUGA